Molecule: messenger RNA, 1606 nt
Organism: Spea bombifrons (plains spadefoot toad)
Lineage: Eukaryota; Metazoa; Chordata; Amphibia; Anura; Pelobatidae
Gene: MALL
Product: mal, T cell differentiation protein like
Exons: 4
Coding region: 91-573 (160 amino acids)
Biological process (GO): myelination
Cellular component (GO): membrane
Molecular function (GO): structural constituent of myelin sheath
Source: RefSeq, a predicted model, not a curated record
UUACCGAGUGCUACAACUUGUGCAUAGAUAGCCUGGCGUUACAGAAAGACUUCUUGUACUGAGCGAAAGAGAUUUGCUCCAAGGAACACAAUGGCAUCGCAGGGGAUACAGAUGCCUCCCGGCACCGAAGUACCAGACAUUCCCUAUGGACUGGCUGUUUUCCGAACAUUACCGUAUGCUUUUAUACUGCCAGAACUGAUAUUCGGAGCAUGGGUUUGGAUUUUGGUGGCUGCAACCAAAGUAUUUUAUUCCCUGACACAAGGAUGGGUCAUGUAUGUUGCGGUGUCUUCGUUCCUCUUUUCCUUGAUACUGCUUAUGGUCUAUGUGUUCGGAUUCCACAGGAACAGCAGUGGAAGCUGGAGGAUAGUGGAUGUUAUAUACCAUGGAAUUACUGCCAUUUUUUACCUAAGUGCUGCAGUCCUGCAAGCUAAUGCAACAAUAGUGUGUAAUAAUGCAAUAGCCACUGGUGGAUGUACAGUCACCAUCUACCAUUUGGAUGCUGCCGCUUCUGUGUUUGCUUUCGUAACAACGCUGCUAUAUGUGCUGCACAGCUUUCAAAGCUAUGUUCAGUGAGCAGAACGUAUAGAGAAGAGGAGAUGUCGGAGGAUACGGAGCGUAUCGGAUGGGAAAUAUCCAGAAACAAAAUGAACUAUUUUUAUGUGACUAACUUGAAAGCUGCUCGCACUACCAUUAAUGUAUAAACUGAUGUAAAUGUAGUUAUUACCAUUAUUUUGCAAAAUAUAAAAUGUAUACGUGACUUUAAGGAAAAGAGGACCUCUCGAACAUUUAGCAUGACAUCAAUGGAAACCAAUCCCAUUUGGGGGGCAUGCGCUUUUGUGAAAUCAGCAGAAGAGUGACAGAUCUCUAAUAAUAAUGAAUUCAUUAACUUUUUUUUUUCACUCCAUGGUUUUGGUUAAUGUCAGAUGGAGACUCGGAGAUAAAGCCAGGUAAAAUGGAAUUCAACCGUAGAAACUAUUCAGUUAUAAUAUUAAAGAGAAGUAUUAUUAAAAUAAAAAAUACAUUAUUUUCUUUGAGCACUUUUCACUAUUUUACUCUCUGUCAGAAAUUAUAUUUAUUUUUUCAUAAUUAAAUCAACUCUGCUGUACCUUCUUUGGCUUGUUAAAAAUAAACCCUUAUUGCUCAGGGUGUGCUGUGUUACUUUGUUAAUGAGACAGGGGACUCUGCUAUACAAACGGCAAACAGUCCUUGAUUUGUAUGUAAUGAAUUGUGACAUUUUUGGUCUUGUAAGUCAAAGCAUAUGUUAUUUGGGGUGAUCAUUGCAAUGGACUCUAGGUCAAUCUAGGGUGGUUUCACAAUGCUGGGAAUGAUCGCUCACACUAUACUCAUGGUCAUGUCAAGAAACAAUCUUACUGUGAAUAUGCACAUUUAACCAAGUCUAGGUGGAAAUAUGCAGAUUGACACAUUUUUCGAUUGUUAACCCACUGUUGCAUGAUUUCCAAUGUUUGCCUGAUACUUGCCACGAAUAUAGCAUGGGCAUUUGGGAGGUAUAAGAUAGAAAACUUGACUUGUGAUAACAGCAUGAUCUUAUUUUAUAUUACACGGUGCAUAUUAAGAAAUUACAUUAAAAUCUAUUUUCAUUACAGUA